Messenger RNA from Symbiodinium necroappetens, 1895 nucleotides. Lineage: Eukaryota; Dinophyceae; Suessiales; Symbiodiniaceae. The record is from the annotation of a GenBank genome assembly.
GGUAUGCGGUGCUAAGAAUCCAGCGUCUUCCUCCGGUUCAAGUGUCCGGUGACUGGAGUUUCCUAGUGAAGUUGCCGCCGAAAAGUUUUCGUGAGGAUGCCGUGGUCUUGAUGGCUUCGCAUGUUGGCCUGAUGCCAUCCGCAGACUCUGCGCUCCGCGUGCAGGUGCAGGAUGUAUGGCAACGGGGCGAACCGUUGUCAGCGGAAGUUGCGUACAUACGCCAUAGUCACCUCUCGCACAGGUUGCCCGUUACGUGUUGGGAAAAUCCUUUUGUGGCUGGCCGGGAUGGCAGCCCUGAGCUGGUGGUUCUCAAGUACAUGCAGUGGUUCCCCAAAGCAGGCUUGGAGCAGCGUUUGCCGGAGCUUCGGGGCAAGAAGCUGGCGUGUGACUGCGGAGCCUCCGACCUUUGUCAUGGUGACUUCCUUCUAGGGCUCCUGUUGCCGAGCACAGACGUGUCAGGUCUGCAGAUCCCCGGGAGUGUUGCUUACCCCAUCAGUCAAUCCUCCAUAGAUCUCGUCAAUUCGCCGCCUUUUACAGCUUUUGGUGACUGGCUGCGUGAGCGUGGGCUGCCCGAUGCCGGCGUGCUUGGCCCUCGAGCUCUGGGCUCGGCGUGUGUGAUGGCCCGGCGAGCGAGUGCGGCAGACCAAGGUGCUGUUGCCAAUAAGCGCCAUGCCGUACCACCCGUUGUGUCGGAUGGACAGACUGCAGACAGCCAUUUCCGGUGUGCCCUGGAUGUCCAACUGCACGGGUGCCCUCUUGACGGGGAAGCAGUAGUGGACCACGAUGUGCAGUUUGCAGCAGCUAGCAUGGCAACUGACCUCGCAAGUCUGCGGCGCAUCAGGGCGGAUGCCAUGGCACUCUUGAAGGAGUUGGCUCUGCGGCUUUGGCCUGUGUCGCAACAGUUGCAUGCUGUGCAACACCAAGACGUGCACUCUGUCAAUCCUCGUGUCCACCUAGCGUUAUUUGCAGUGUGCGUCGUGCUGCUGGCCUGGCCGGACACGUCCCUUGUCCAAGGGUUGUUAGAGGGCUUUUUGGCUGUCGGGUACCAGGAACCAUGCGGGGUGUGGCAAAGCAAGCCUGCACGUUUCUGCACCUUGCAGGAUGCUCUGAGUGAGGGUAGACGUGAUGCUGAAGCUGUUGUGUCCUCUCUCCGACCGUCAGAAGACGACCAAGUUGUGUGGGAAGCUGGGGAGCAGGACGAGAAGGCAGGAUUUUGUCACCCGAGUGUGGGGUGGCAGGAACUGACUGCUGCUGGGCGACUUUUCCGCGUGAUUCGGCGCUUCGUCGUGACGCAGGCCAGCGGCAAGAAGCGCGUCAUUGAUGAUGCUCUGGCCGGCAGGCAGAGCGAAUUAAGCAGUGAUGCCAACAAGCUCCAGUUCUGUUCGGCCAUUCAGCCGUGCCUUCAUGCGCAAGCCCUUGCAGCAGAGUUGGCCCGCCAAGGAAAGCGUUGUGCUGAGUGGCCUGAUACCCUGGCCACAGCGGGAGAGGACCUGCAUGAUGCAUAUCGCAAGAUCCCAAUGCGCCCGGAUCACGCCUGGGCGUGUGUUGUAGCUUACAACGAUUGCCGGGCUGGGGGCCUCACUGCUGUAAAGGACCGGCAGUAUGCUUCUCGCGGCCAUGCUUGCCUCACUGACGAGCUGCGUUCAGCCUUUGACACCAUCCGAGCUGUGCUUGACAUGCGGCCUCAGCGUCCUGUUCGUGUCCUUCCCCAGUUGGGUAGCAGAGUCUUGGCAGCUAGUGGUGCUGCCCAGGAUGCAUGCCGGAUUGGAUCCGGAGGGUUUCUUGUGGUUACUCCCAAGAAAGAGCGGCUGGGCGCAGUCGUCCCUGUUGAUGAUGCAGUGUUCCAUCUCUGGGACGAGCAAGAGACGAAGAUUGCUCAGUUGGAGCUGCUCAUG